Prunus dulcis (almond) is the source of this 2319-nucleotide messenger RNA. RefSeq lists its product as uncharacterized. The transcript has 5 exons. The coding region runs from base 1 to 2319 and encodes 772 amino acids. NCBI's taxonomy places the organism in Eukaryota, Viridiplantae, Streptophyta, Magnoliopsida, Rosales, Rosaceae. Gene Ontology annotation, biological process: DNA transposition. Gene Ontology annotation, molecular function: zinc ion binding; DNA binding; transposase activity. The record is from RefSeq and is a predicted model, not a curated record.
AUGGCAAGGAGACGAAUCGAAUCUGAUAGAGGCUCAAUCAACCCAGAUGCUGAUCACAUGACUAUUGAAUUUAGAUACGGUGGAAAUUUUGUGCACACUCCAAGAACCCAUUAUAUAAAUGGUAUGGUGACUUAUUUUGAUAAUGUAGAUGUUGAUAGGUUGUCUACAUUAGAAAUCAAAGACAUGAUACAAGAGUUGGGUGUUCAAAACUCCAAAUAUUUUUAUUACACACUUCCAGGCCAUGGACCAGCAGAUGGUCUUUAUGCAUUGGAGAAAGAUGAACACAUUUUAGGUUUUGUUCGCUCAAUACCUAGGAAUAGGCAAAUGACUGUCUAUGUAGAGCAUGAUAGUGAUGUUCAUGAGGUUAUUGGUGACUUAACCCAACCACCAAUGUCACAAGCUAAUAUAGAUUAUGGAGAAUCAUUUAAUGAAAUCCAUGAUGACCUGUUUAGUCAAGUUGAUGAAAAUAGGUAUGGUUCAUAUAGUCUCAGCAAUGAUCACUUAUUUCAAGAAGAGAGAAGUGCUUUGUAUCAUGGUGAGCCUCAAGAUUUUUAUGAUGUACCGGACAAUGAUGCCAUGUUGGACGAUGAUAAUUUCUAUGAUGAUGCAGUGGAUACACUAGAGACUUUCAUCGGAUGUGGUAAGAAACAAAAAAACAAUUGGGAGACAAAUAUACAGGUUGAGGAUAUGAACAUGGAUGAAAAGCAAUAUAACUCAGAUGAGUUACAUUCAGCAUCAAACUCUUAUGAAGAAGGAACUACUCGUAAGUACAAAGAGUUUAAUAUUGAUACUGAUAUGGACAACCCACAGUUCGAUGUUGGGAUGAAAUUUCCAAGUAAAAAGGUCUUGAAACAGGCUAUACAAAUUUAUGGAGCUUUAAGGUCAUAUGAAUGCAAGGUAGUGAAAAAUGAUAAGUUCAGGUUGUCUGCUAAGUGCAAAGAAGGUUGUAAGUGGAGGUUGUAUGCUUCUUUGAUGCAGGGAGAAAACACUUAUCAAAUUAAGAGCUACACUCCUAAGCAUUCAUGUUCCAAAGGUUUCCAUAACAAAAACAUCACUUCAACUUUCCUUUCUCAAAGGUAUAUGAGUAGGAUUAAAGAUGAUCCUAAGAUUAAAAAGACAACGCUUCAAUCAGAAGUUCAUAGAGAAUUGGGAUAUGAAGUUUCUACAGAUCAAUGUUAUAAAGCUAAGAGGAAGGCUCAAACUUUGAUUGAGGGAACUUAUGCUCAACAAUACGAAAAGUUAUGGGAGUAUUGUGAAGAGAUUAGACAGACUAAUAACGGCAGUAGUAUGUUGAUGAAGGUGGAUCCUCCUCAUUUUCAAAGGCUUUAUGUGUGUUUGGACGCAUGCAAAAAGGGGUUUAUAGCAGGUUGUAGACCUUUAAUAGGCGUUGACGCCUGUCACCUAAAGGGAACAUUUCAAGGGCAAUUACUUGUAGCCGUGGGUAUUGAUGCAAAUGAUAAUAUAUACCCUAUUGCUUAUGCGGUUGCUGAGUUGGAGAGUAAAGACUCUUGGUGUUGGUUUCUCCAACUUUUAAUUGAGGAUCUUGGUCAAGUUAGUGAAUAUGGUUGGACUUUCAUUUCAGAUCAACAAAAGGGUUUGGAUAAAGCUUUUGAAUUAGUGGUGCCUAAAGCGUCUCAUAGAUGGUGUGUGCGGCAUCUGUAUGGAAAUUUCAAGGAAAAAUUUAAGGGUCAGGCAUUGAAAGAUCAAUUGUGGAGUGCAGCCAUGUCAUCAAAUGAAGUAGAUUUUAAUUGUGAGAUGGAAAAACUAAGAGGCUUAGAUGAAGAAGCUUAUGGUUGGUUGAAAAAUAGGGAUCCAAAUAUGUGGGCUAGGCAUAGAUUCAGUCCUAGAACCAAGUGUGACAUGUUAUUGAACAACUUGUGUGAGUGUUUUAAUUCUUGGAUUUUGGCUGCAAGGGAUAAACCAAUACUUACGAUGCUUGAGAUGAUUAGGUGCAAAAUAAUGAGAAGGUUACAAGUUAAGAGGGACUUGAUUAGUAAAUGUGAGGGUCCAAUUUGUCCAAAGAUCCAAGGCAAGCUAGAGAAAAACAAGACUUUAUCUCAUAGAUUCAGACCAAUGUAUUGUGGCAAUGGAUUGUUCCAAGUGGGGGACACAUUAGUUGAUCAACAUUCUGUGAAUUUGUGGACCAGAACCUGUAGUUGCAGGAGGUGGGAGCUCAAUGGAAUACCCUGCAUGCAUGCAGUUUCUACUAUAUUCCAUAAUAGGCAAGAAGCUGAACAAUUUGUGGAUAAAUGUUACACACCAGAGGCUUAUUUGAGAGCUUAUUCUCCAGUCAUACAACCAGUCAAGAGUAUGAAGUAG